AUGUCAUUACCUCUCCGCUCCCUAACGCGGACUUUGACCCGCACAUCGCGCACCUGCCACACCCCCUCAAUCGCAACCACCCGCCCGAUCCUCCCGCAAACCCUCCGCCAAAAUGUCUCUGUCACAUCCUCAAGAACAACCGCCCCCUUCUCCACAAGCCCGAUGCGCAGCAAAGCGCGCACAAUGGGCCAGAUCCGCGCGCGCAACGCAACGGGCCCCUUUUCGUGGAAAUCCGCUCUCCUCUUUGUUCUCACGGGUGCCGGAAUGAUCGUUUACUUUCGGGUUGAAAAGGACCGGUUGGAGCGGAAGCGCAUUGCGGAGAUGAGCAAAGGUGUGGGUAAGCCCAAGGUUGGCGGGCCGUUUGUGCUCAAGGAUCUCGAGGGCAAGGUCUUUACCGAGGAGGAGUUGAAGGGGAGGUAUUCGUUUGUUUACUUCGGUUUCACGCAUUGCCCCGAUAUUUGCCCGGACGAGCUGGACAAGAUGGCCGAGAUUAUUGACAAGGUGAAGGAAGCCAACAAGGGAGACAAUGUCUUCUUGCCGGUAUUCAUUACGUGCGACCCUGUACGGGAUACGCCGGAAGUUCUGAAGAACUAUCUGCAAGAGUUCCACAAGGAUAUCAUUGGCUUGACGGGGACAUAUGACCAGGUCAAGCAGGUCUGCAAGGCGUAUCGGGUGUACUUUAGCACGCCAAAGGAUGUGAAGCCUGGGGAUGAUUAUCUGGUGGACCACAGCAUUUACUUUUACCUCAUGGACCCCGAUGGUGAUUUCGUUGAGUGUAUCGGACGGCAGGAUACGCCCGAAUCUGCGACGAAGACGAUCAUGGAGCACAUCAAUGACUGGAAGCGAGAAGGCAAGCCAUUGAAGAAGGACUAG
Aspergillus calidoustus is the source of this 873-nucleotide messenger RNA. Lineage: Eukaryota; Fungi; Ascomycota; Eurotiomycetes; Eurotiales; Aspergillaceae. The record is from the annotation of a GenBank genome assembly.